Messenger RNA from Gambusia affinis (western mosquitofish), 1653 nucleotides. RefSeq names its product solute carrier family 2 member 11a (gene slc2a11a). NCBI's taxonomy places the organism in Eukaryota, Metazoa, Chordata, Actinopteri, Cyprinodontiformes, Poeciliidae. The record is from RefSeq and is a predicted model, not a curated record. The transcript has 12 exons. Gene Ontology annotation, cellular component: membrane. Bases 45 to 1553 code for a protein of 502 amino acids. Gene Ontology annotation, molecular function: hexose transmembrane transporter activity. Gene Ontology annotation, biological process: monosaccharide transmembrane transport.
GCUUGUGCUGGUCCUCACUGUGCCACCUUUACCUCAGCUUAAAAAUGACAACUUCAGGGAUGCAAAAGGGUAGUCCUCUGACGCUGGUGCUCAUGGUUGCCUCUGCAGCCAUCGGAGGAACUCUGCAGUAUGGCUACAACCUGGCCAUAAUGAAUGCUCCAACAACUUUCAUCCAAACCUUCAUCAAUGAGACUUUCCUGCAACGCUGGGACAGCCAGCUGGAGGACUACCAGGUGACUCUGGUGUGGACAAUCAUUGUCUCCAUCUUCUCUUUGGGGGGAUUUGCCGGAGCGCUCAUAGCAGGACCAAUGACCAUCCGCUUUGGGAGGAAAAAAUGUCUGCUGCUGAACAAUGUUUUCCUCAUGAGCGGAGCUCUCUUGGCCCUCACAAGCCGAGCUGCCGGGUCGUUCGAGAUGAUCAUGCUCUCACGUGUCCUGAUUGGAAUAAACGCUGGAAUCAGCAUGAAUGUACAACCCAUGUAUUUUGGAGAAAGUGCACCAAAGCACUUGAGAGGAGCCAUCUCUCUGUCAUCGGCUGUUUUCACUGCUUUCGGUGUCGUCCUGGGGCAGAUCGUUGGUCUCAGGGAGAUUUUGGGGUGUGAGUCAUGCUGGCAGUAUCUGCUCGCCAGUAAUGCUGUUCCUGGCUUCAUCCAGCUUCUGACCCUGCCAUGGUUUCCAGAGAGUCCCAGAUACCUGCUUAUCGACAGAGGGGACAAAGAGGCUUGUAUUAAUGCUCUGCGUCGUCUUCGAGGCUGUGAGGUUGAGAGUACUGAGCUCGAUGAGAUCCUGCAGGAACAGGCAGAAACUAAAGGCAUGAGACCAAGACGGCCAUGGGAGCUUUUCACUGAUCGCUCUGUGCGCUGGCAGCUCAUCUCUGUUAUCGUCAUCAGCAGUGCCAUGCAGCUCUGUGGAAACGAUUCAAUUUACUUCUAUGCAUCUUACGUGUUUAAGGAGGCCGGCAUAUCUGAAGAGCAAAUUCAGUAUGUCACAAUCGGCACUGGGACUUGUGAGUUCACAGCGUGUAUUCUGUGUAAUCUGCUGGUUGAGCGUAAAGGUCGGAGGUUCAUGUUGAUGGGAGGAUUCCUCCUCAUGACCAUCUGGGCCAUCGUCUUCACCAUCGCUCUGUCAUUUGAGCUGUAUGUGUCUUGGAUGUCUUACUUGAGCAUGGCCUGCAUCUUCACCUAUAUUCUCAGCUUUGGGAUGGGACCAGCUGGAGUAACCGGCAUUCUUCCCACUGAGAUCUUCAACCAGGCGGCGCGGCCAGCUGCAUACAUGAUUGCUGGCUCCAUGAUGUGGCUCAACCUAUUCAUCGUUGGGAUGAUCUUCCCAUUUCUGGUGAGUGGACUGAGUGAAUACUGCUUUGUACCUUUCGGAGCCAUCUGCCUGUCGUCCGCUCUGUACAUCGGCCUGUUUUUACCAGAGACGAAGGGAAAAUCUCUCUCAGUCAUCACAAGUGAAUUCCACAGGAUGAACUUCAAAGGCCAAAAUGACAGAAGUUUGGAAUUACAGACUCAGUAUAAGCUGGGCGAAGUGUGUCUUUCCACAGCCUUAUAGGCAGACUAUUUACUGCAACCAGUCGACAAUGUGCUUGAUUUUAUUAAUAAAGAAAAAAAUAAACUGUAGGUGAAUCAGGAGGGUGUUUCUGUCUCACCAU